AAAGACUUGAUAUAAUAGAGGAAGAAUCACAAUCAUCUCAUCCGAUGAUUUCAUGGCAAUAUAAUAUAAGGCCCUCCUACAUCACCAAUAGUCACCAUACGACAUUAGGGCUUACAAACACAAAAUUGACAACCUCUCUCAUAAUUCUCCUUACCCCCAUCUCUCUCAAAAUAAAUGUAGAUAACCCCAUCAGACACUCAGACAAACAUAGACCCACACACACUUCAAUCUCCAAAUCUCUCACAAAUUACAAUAUACCACCACAUAUCAACCCAUAGGUACUCAAUUCUGUUAGAUCCAUAAACCCCUUUCCCAGAAAAGAAAAAAAAAAUCCAUCUUCUUCCCUUUUUUUAACAUUUUCCAAUCAUCUCAUUGAGAUCAGAUCUGAGUGUAAGAAUGAUGAUUUACCCAGAACCCAUUGACCAUUUCGACCGUUUACCCGACCCGGUUCUCUUAUUGAUCUUUAACAAGAUCGGUGAUGUUAAAGCUUUAGGUCGUUGUUGUGUUGUUUCUAAAAGGUUCCAUUCAUUAGUACCUGAAGUUGACAACGUUGUUGUUCGUGUCGAUUGUGUUAUAUCCGAGGAUGAUUCUUCUUCUUCUUCUUCUUCUUCUAGUAAUAAUAACUCAUCUGUUAAAUCUCGACACCCCAUUUCAUCUCUUUUCCGUUUUGUUUUCUCUGGUUUACUCAAACCCUUUCAAUCUAUUACUCAGUUUAUAUCAGUUUCAUCUCGACGUGGUUCUUCUUCAUCAUCAACAGCUGUUCUUGAUGUUGAAAGUGAUGAUUUUGAUAAGAAUUCUGUUACCCAUCAUUCACCUACACAGGUACUUAAGAAUUUUAAUGAGAUUAAGUUACUUAGAAUUGAAUUGCCUAGUGGUGAACUUGGGAUAGAUGAAUGUGUGUUGCUUAAAUGGAGAGCUGAAUUUGGAUCUACACUUGAUAAUUGUGUUAUACUUGGUGCAUCCUCGGUAACGACUAGUGAUUCUUGUAGUCUUGAAAAUGUCGAUGGAAAUGGAGACAAUGAUAAUGGGAGUAUACCUGAUUCGUUUUACACGAAUGGGGGUUUGAAAUUGCGCGUUGUGUGGACGAUUAGUUCAUUAAUUGCUGCUUCUGCUAGGCAUUAUUUACUGCAGCCUAUAAUCGCGGAGCAUAAGACGUUGGAUAGUUUGGUUUUGACUGAUGCGGAUGGGCAAGGAGUGUUGUGUAUGAAUAGAGAGCAAUUGGAGGAGUUGAGGGUGAAGCCUUUAAGCGCUUCAUCGGCUUCUAAAAGGACUUUGGUUCCGGCGUUGAAUAUGAGGUUGUGGUAUGCUGCGCAUUUAGAGUUGCCUGAUGGAACGGUGUUAAAAGGGGCGACUUUGGUGGCAAUUAGGCCGAGUGAGCAGCCCAAGAAAGACGUGGUUGGAUCAGAUGGCAAUUGGGUGGGAGCUGCGUUCGAGGAGCCUUAUGGGACAGCUGCUAGGAUGUUGGUGAAAAGGAGGACUUACUGUCUGGAGAUGAACUCCUUUUGACUAUAGAAUUGUUGCAUUUCUGCGGGAACUCUCGGACCCUGAGGAAGUUGGAUCAACUAAUGCUUGAAAGCAGAGGAAAAAGGCUAUAAGCAUGAAUUUAUUAUGAGCUAGCUUACCCUGGAACUGAGGGAGCCUUGCUUCUGGAGAUAAAAUAACAGUUAGCCAUUGAUGAGCUUUGGAUCAGCCUCUGUCACUUUGAAAGGAUGGAUGAUUGGCAUCUGCUUUUGUUUUGAUUUUUAUGCUUCUAAGAGUGCACAAAUUGCUUCUGUAAGAUGUUGAGCUUUGUGCCUUUGACUUUGUAGCCACACUCAUUUGAUAGUUGCCUCUAUGUGAAUAUUGUAGUUAUGCAUAAUCUUUUGUGAUGUCAUGUACCUUAAGGUUCAUGACUCAUGAGUACCGAAA
This is a messenger RNA of Lycium barbarum (goji berry), 1908 nucleotides long. RefSeq names its product F-box protein At5g46170. Bases 397 to 1506 code for a protein of 369 amino acids. Lineage: Eukaryota; Viridiplantae; Streptophyta; Magnoliopsida; Solanales; Solanaceae. The transcript has 2 exons. The record is from RefSeq and is a predicted model, not a curated record. Gene Ontology annotation, molecular function: protein binding.